Messenger RNA from Bacillus rossius redtenbacheri, 2463 nucleotides. RefSeq names its product ATP-dependent RNA helicase DDX24. The transcript is spliced from 13 exons. Lineage: Eukaryota; Metazoa; Arthropoda; Insecta; Phasmatodea; Bacillidae. The coding region runs from base 111 to 2279 and encodes 722 amino acids. Gene Ontology annotation, molecular function: ATP binding; RNA helicase activity; nucleic acid binding. The record is from RefSeq and is a predicted model, not a curated record.
CUGUGUCUCGUAAACAAUUUGUAAACUCUAGGACGUCCCAUGUGAUAGUUAAAUAGGUUAUGGCUUGUGUCUGUUAUUAACGUGGUUAUUUGAAAUAUUUUAUAAUAAAAAUGGUUAAAAUUAAUAAAAAGUCGCAUUGGAAGCCAGUACAGUUAGACACUGGUGUUAUUUCUAAUGGAUUCGAAGGUCUAGUAGGCAUUGAAGAGCUUGCACAUUAUGAAUUGAAAACGGAUUCCAAAAAGGGCAAAUUGAUCCAGACAACGAACGUCGAUCUUGCCAUAAGCUGUGUUAAGAAAAAGAAGAAACGGGCACUAGGUUCGCCGAAGAAAAGGAAACGCACGGGGUCAGCGGAGGAGAGGGAGACUGCAGUCGAGGAGCCGGCAGCAAAGAAACCCAAGAAGAAGCGGCGGAAGGUGAUCAAGAAGCCCGCGGGGGAAGCAGAGGCCCAGCGGGGGCGGGGCGAUGCGGGCACAGUUGCUGCGGCCAGUCCCGAAGAGGAUGACGAGCAUGGCCCCCCGGCAGGAAUGGAAGCAUGGAAUGGGUUGAACGUUCCGAACCCAGUCUUGCGAGCGUUGGCGGAGCAGGGUUUCACCAAACCCACGAAGAUUCAGGAACUCUCUCUUCCGCCUGCUAUUUUCGGACGCAGAGACAUUCUAGGUGCCGCCGAGACAGGCAGCGGAAAAACUUUGGCUUUCGGGAUCCCAAUUAUAUAUGGCAUCCUUGCCCAGAAGAGCAAGGGGAGUUUAGGACAAGAAGCUGAUAACAUUGACUGUGAGAAGUGCGAGGCAGUGAGUCGGGAUAGAGUUGGAGGGCGGCUGUACGCGCUGGUGCUGACGCCCACGCGAGAACUGGCCAUCCAGGUGAAGAACCACCUCGUGGCCGCAGCCAAGUACACUGAUAUCAAGGUGGCGGUGGUGGUGGGGGGGCUGGCCCCCCAGAAGCAGGAGCGACUCCUCAGCAAGGGACCGGAGAUAGUGGUGGCCACGCCGGGCCGCCUCUGGGAGCUCAUGGAGCAGGGCAACCCCCACCUCUCGCAGGUCACCGACAUCAGGUUCCUGGUGAUCGACGAGACGGACCGCAUGGUGGAGAGGGGCCACUUCCAGGAGCUGCAGAAGCUGAUGGAGCGGCUGAACGCCGACGCUGGGAAGAUGCGCAGCCGCCAGAACUUCGUGUUCUCGGCGACGCUGACGCUGGUGCACGAACCGCCGCGCCACGUGGUGCGCAGGAAGGGCGGUGGCAGGCCCACGCGCGUCACGCCCGGCCAGAAGCUGGACGGCCUCGUGCGGUCGCUGGGCAUCACCGACCCCAAGGUCGUGGACGUCACCAGUCAGUCAGGCACGGCGCAGACGCUCUCGGAGGCAUGCAUCCACUGCGCGGCGGAGGAGAAGGACCAGUACCUGUACUACCUGCUGCAGCGGCACGCCGGCCGCACGCUGGUGUUCUGCAACAGCGUCGGCUGCGUGCGGCGGCUGGCGCACCUGACGGGGCUGCUGGGCUGCCGGCCGCUGCCCCUGCACGCCAGCAUGGCCCAGCGGCAGCGCCUGAGGAACCUGGACCGCUUCCGCGCGGCCCCCGGCGCGCUGCUGCUGGCCACGGACGUGGCGGCCCGCGGCCUGGACGUCCCCGGGGUGGAGCACGUGGUGCACUACCAGGUGCCCCGCACCUCCGAGAGCUAUGUUCACCGUAGUGGCAGGACUGCCCGUGCACAGAACACUGGCAUCACCAUCCUGCUGAUCGAUCCGUCCGAGAUCCCCAACUAUGCGCGGCUCUGCAGAACUCUCGGCCGAGACCAGCAGCUGCCGCACUUCCCCGUGGACGAGGGUUAUAUGGCCGCCGUGCGAGAGCGCGUGCAGCUCGCGCGGGAGGUGGACCGGCUGGAGCUCGCGGCCCGCCGUGCCAGCACGGAGGCCGGCUGGCUGCAGAAGGCCGCCGCCGAGAUGGACAUCCUGCUCCACGACGACGACGAUCCGCGCCAGAGGGCGGAGGAGGACGUGCAGGAGGCGACGGCGCGGCACAAGAGGGUGCUGGCGCUCAAGCGCAAGCGGCUGGAGUCCCUGCUGGCGCGGCCCGUCUUCCCCCGGGACUUCCUGCGGGGCCUGCCCGACGAGCCGGGGCCCCCCGCCGGGCUGAACGCUGUGGAGGCGCUCGGGGCGUCCCUCAGCGAGGCCAGGGGCAGCAGGAGGAAGACGAGCCUGGAGGGGUCGGGGCUCGUCCCGCGACCGAGGAAGCACAGGCUCAGGAAGAAGCAGCCGAGGCAGAAGGGAGGGGCUCGGGAUUGAGGCACCGUAGUUGGAGUCUGUUUGCUCCGUGUUUGAACGUGCACUGCUGGGAUUGCAGACUGCCAUGUUUACUGAUAGCUAUGUGUUGUUAAGAUGUGACAAAUACUUUGUACAAGUACAGGGGUAUCCUGUGAUGUCUGGCUGUUUUAAAAAAACUUAUAAAUUAUAAAAGUUACUAUUCUCA